AGGCGACAUCAGCUCCCUCAAGAGCUUUCAUCUUCCCCGCCACCUCUUAUUCCAACGGUGCCUCUAUGGCUGCAAUAGCCUCGACUUGCCAUUGAGAUUUUAGAACUCCCCGCUUUACCUUAGCCUCCGGGCUCAUCUUCCUCGACCAUGGCCUCCUCCAUGCUCCGCCGGCCAGGCAAUCUUGCUCGAUACUCAAGGAGAGCUACAGACUGCAUCUACCGCGCAGGACCGCUCUCUGCACACGGUCCACAGUCAAGACUUUCAACUCUUAUCCUUUCACACCGAGCCAGAACGUAUGCUACGCAGCGCUCCGGUGGCCCGAAACCCCCGAAUGGCAAUGCCAACAAGAAGACGGCAAGUUCAGGAACCGGAUCCGGGAACAAUGGCGGAAAGGCGAAGGCGGAGGAGGAGUCUGUGCUCAACAAGGAAGAUCAAGAACAGCUCGAUCAGUUCAUCGCGCACUUGAAGGAACGGGCGCCCGCUUCGCAACAUUUGAUGAUUGAGGACGCGCGAACGGUGAUGUUGGCACAUGGAAUUCCCACGCCAGUGAAAGAUUUCAUUGAUACGCAUAUCAAAACUAGGCGCCCUGCAUCUGUCAUGACUUAUAUGAUGCUGACACGUGAACUAUCUCGUUUGCUCGAUGCUUUCGCCGUUCACGCACACAAAUUCGAGCAGGAGAGGUUGAAGAAAGAGAACCAAUCGGAAGAGGGAAAGGAGGCACCUACGACAGAGGAGGCGUCUAAGAAGGAGGAGGCGUCUAAGAAGGAGGAGGCGUCUAAGAAGGAGGAGGCGGUUAAUAAAGAGGAGGCGUUCAAGAAAGAGGAGACACAGAAGGAACCAAACGAAGAGUCACGAGCGCGACAGGAAGAACGGCUAAAACAACAACGGAAAGACAAAAAGCAGUCCGGCAACAAACCGCCAGAGCCUCAAGAAAUGUUCUCUUUCAAAUUCGACAACUUAUAUCUUUGGGCCGGCGUGCUUGUCAGUUACUAUGUCUACCGCAGCAUCUUUCCCAGCGAAAACACCAACGAGAUUACGUGGCAGGAGUUUAGAUCGAACUUCCUCGAGAGAGGCUUGGUUGAGAGGCUGGUUGUCCUCAACAACUCCCGGGUUCGGGUGGAGCUUCACCGUGAUGCGGUGUCUCAAGUCUACCCCGAAUCGCCCGCUGCUUACCCUGGCUUCUUCUACUAUUUCACCAUCGGAUCCGUUGACGGCUUUGAGCGGAAACUGGAUGCAGCUCAGGAGGAACUUGGAGUCCCCAGUACUGAACGGAUUCCCGUUUUGUAUCAGGGAGAACUUCCCUGGGCAGCUACGUUUGUAAGCUUCGGCCCCACGGUGCUUCUCCUCGCAGGUGUAUACUUCCUGUCUAGACGUGCAGGUAGCGGCGGUGGCCAGGGUGGGAUUUUCGGCAUUGGUAAGAGCCGUGCCAAGCGCUUCAACCAAGAGACCGAUAUCAAGAUCAAGUUCUCCGACGUGGCUGGAAUGGACGAAGCCAAGGUGGAGAUCAUGGAAUUCGUCAGCUUCCUCAAGAGCCCGGAACGAUUCCAGAAGCUUGGUGCCAAAAUCCCCCGUGGCGCCAUUCUCUCGGGUCCUCCCGGUACCGGUAAGACGUUGCUCGCAAAGGCUACAGCUGGUGAAUCUGGCGUGCCUUUCUUCAGCGUCAGUGGAUCGGAGUUUGUCGAGAUGUUCGUGGGUGUCGGUCCCUCUCGAGUUCGUGAUCUGUUCGCCAACGCGCGGAAGGCCACGCCGUGCAUUAUCUUCAUCGAUGAAAUUGAUGCCAUUGGUAAAUCGAGAUCCAAGUCGAACUACGGCGGCAAUGAUGAGCGUGAGAGCACCUUGAAUCAGAUUCUUACCGAGAUGGACGGCUUCAACACUUCCGAACAAGUGGUGGUAUUGGCUGGUACCAACAGACCCGACGUUCUAGAUCAGGCUUUGAUGCGUCCCGGACGUUUUGAUCGGCAUAUCUCUAUUGACAGGCCCACCAUGGAUGGCCGCAAGCAGAUUUUCGCCGUUCAUUUGAAGAAGAUUGUGACGAAGGAGGACCUGGAAUACCUUCAAGGAAGACUUUCGGCUUUGACCCCCGGAUUCGCUGGUGCUGAUAUCGCAAACUGCGUCAACGAAGCGGCUUUGGUUGCGGCCCGUGAAAACGCCGAUCAUGUCACCAUGAAGCACUUCGAGCAAGCCAUCGAACGUGUGAUUGGUGGUCUGGAAAAGAAAUCCCUUGUGCUUUCGCCCGAGGAGAAGCGCACAGUCGCCUACCACGAGGCCGGCCAUGCUAUCUGCGGCUGGUACUUCCGUUGGGCUGAUCCUCUCCUCAAGGUUUCUAUCAUCCCCCGUGGCCAAGGGGCCCUGGGUUACGCCCAAUACCUGCCGGCCAACGGCGACACCUACUUGUUGAAUGCGAACCAGCUCAUGGACCGCAUGGCCAUGACCCUGGGAGGACGUGUCAGCGAGGAGCUGCAUUUCGAUACCGUCACCAGCGGAGCUAGUGAUGAUUUCAACAAGGUCACCCAGAUGGCCACCGCCAUGGUGACGAAGUGGGGCAUGUCGUCCAAGCUGCGCUACAUUUACUACGAGGAGGACCCGAAGAGCCAGAUGCACAAGCCCUUCUCCGAAGACACGGCCCGGGAUAUCGACGCCGAAGUCCGCCGAAUCAUCGACCAGGCCUACAAGCAGUGCCACGAUCUCCUGACCAAGAAGAAGAAGGAAGUCGGCAUCGUGGCCGAGGAACUUUUGUCCAAGGAGGUCCUCAGCCGUGAUGACAUGAUCCGUCUUCUCGGUCCCAGAGAGUGGCCCGAAUCCAACGAGUUCGCCAAGUACUUUGACGGCCGUGGCACCAUCGCUCCCCCGGAGCCUACGCAACCCGGAGGCAACGAUGGCCGCGACUCCACCCCUAUUACCCCAUAGAUGAUGCAUUUUUGGACUCUGCAUUCUUUUCUCUCGAGCAGGAACAUCACGGCUGACGAAGGAUGGGGCGGGGGGUGCAUGUCAUAUCAUAUAUCGUUUCUCGCUUGGGUUUUGUCUUUAUUGUGAACACACGGAGCAUCUCCUUUCCAACAAUUUCCCUCUGCUGCUUUCCGGACUCUUUCAUGCUUCGUUUUCCUUUGCAAGGUUGUUAUUAUAAAUAGGACCUUGUUCUUGCGUUCCCUUUCCCUUCCCCCUCUCCUCUUUGCCCCCAGCCAUCCCUUCUUCUCCUCUCCUCAUGCGCUUUCCUUCUUCAAGAAAGCCUUCUCUGUGUAUUGUAUCUGUAUAGUAGGUAGUCUUAUUCUUAUUGGGGUUUCUGAUAACUAGACGGUAGUGGAAUUGUUCAAUGGCAUUUGACUAGAU
Messenger RNA from Aspergillus sclerotioniger CBS 115572, 3327 nucleotides. RefSeq names its product ATP-dependent metallopeptidase FtsH/Yme1/Tma family protein. Gene Ontology annotation, cellular component: m-AAA complex; membrane. The record is from RefSeq and is a predicted model, not a curated record. Gene Ontology annotation, biological process: protein-containing complex assembly; mitochondrial protein processing. NCBI's taxonomy places the organism in Eukaryota, Fungi, Ascomycota, Eurotiomycetes, Eurotiales, Aspergillaceae. Bases 148 to 2907 code for a protein of 919 amino acids. Gene Ontology annotation, molecular function: zinc ion binding; ATP-dependent peptidase activity; ATP binding. The transcript has 2 exons.